AUGGAACUUAUUCGAAUUACCACGAUGGCAAAUCAAUUAAUGACUCCUUUGAAUACUCUUUUUAAACAAAACUUAACUGCACAUGACUUAAAAACUGAACCACGAAAGUUUGGUGGAUGUAAUUGUGGUACGACGAAUCGUACAUGUACCGAACUCAUGAAAAUAUACAAUUAUGCCGGAAACGAUCCUAAGGGGAACUAUACAAUUCCUAAUUUUUUUGUGGGUUGCUAUCUCAUCGAAGCAUUAUUUUCAUCGACAUUAGAAUGUUUCUAUAGUAAAUCGUGUAUGACGAAUCUUCGUCGAUAUUUUCUUUCGCCGCUCAACGAAUCGUGGAUCUUUCCAGCACUCAACUCAAGCCUUAAUCCAGCUAAUAAGUUGAUUGGAUCGAUUGUCGAUGAAUUGAUGAUUGAUGACUGGUCAGCAGAUGCCAAUUUUACUUCUUAUUACUACAAAUGUGUGCCCAGUAUAUGCAUCAUAGAAUAUAAGAGUUAUGAAGGUUUCUUGACGAUUGUCACCAUUAUUGCUGGUAUUUUUGGUGGUCUAUCCAUUGCUUUUCAGUUGCUCAUCUGGUCUGGCCUUCGAUUAAUUGAAAAGUUCGUCAACGAAUUUUCUUUGCAACUAUCUUUACAGUUUCUAAAACAGAUUUUUGGCUGGAAUGAUGAGCAGAAGUUGACGCGCCGAUUACAUAUUAUUCUAGUUGGAGUGAUCCUCUAUGUUCUCUACGUACAUCACGUAUUUCGUCCUAAGUUAAUUGAAGAGAAAUUUCAGAAACCAUCACUAGCUUAUUAUGAAAAUCUAAUUAGACAGUAUCCCGACUCUCUCCAUUGUUUUUGCUCAAAAAUAUCCAUUCAAUAUGGUUCCUUUCUCAACCUAACUGCUCGUUUCCACGACGUAUGUUUGAGAAACUUGGAUUCAGAAGCAUUGAGCAUGGCCAACAGUAUUAAUCAUACUUUGUCCAUGCACCUUGAUCCACAGUAUGCGUAUACAGGUCGGGCAUAUAUGCGAACGAUCAAGUCACUAUGUGCACUGUCUAAUGACACAGUGUACGAUUCAAUCACUCAAUUAUUAUCAAGUCAUCUACUCAAUACUGAACUGUUAUCUCGAUUCUCAGUGACCGAAGAAAUUCGAGCGAUUAUUGAUGAUUUCAAUUCGACAGUACCUAAAAUAUUAACUAAUACGUUUGCAUUGACUCGCAUGAUAAUAGCUACAAGCAAAUUAAUGACUAUCUAUCGUAACACGUGGGUGUUGAGGUUUCCGCAAAAUCUAGUUUUUGGAUAUACUGUGCACACUCUUCCAAUCACUGAGCAGGGAUGCAACUGUGGAUCUACUUCGACGUGUACCUGGUUUCAUUCUGGGCUAAAGAUAGGUUGCUAUCCAAUCGAAACUAUGUUGCAAUGGUCACUCGACUGUCUCUACGAUCGAAAAUGUUUGAACGAAACAAAUAUUUCUCUACCAUUGAAUAGCUCUGCUAAUCCAAGUCGUUACCCUUAUAAUCCAACUAUUGAAUCCAUUUUCAAUGAACUAAUGAUCGAGGAACUUGUGAAAAAUGUAUCCUAUGAAAAUUACUUUGAUCAGUGUGCAGCUUCAUUAUGUGUUCGUUCUUAUACAAAAAAAAGUAAUCUAACCGAAGGGAUUACAAAAAUGAUUUCUCUCUAUGGUGGUGUAGUAAUCAUUUGUAAGUUGGUUGCGGUAGUCAUCGUCAAACUAUUACGAUGUCGAUCAGUUCGAGUUACGCCGACGACAAGCUGAUCUAAUAAUAGACAUUGCAACCUGUGCUUUAUCUGAUCGGUGUGCUGGUGCUGGUGCAGAACUAUACAUAUGACUUAAAAAAUGACAAAAUCCUUUGACUGUCUUGAGGAU
Adineta steineri is the source of this 1860-nucleotide messenger RNA. Lineage: Eukaryota; Metazoa; Rotifera; Eurotatoria; Adinetida; Adinetidae. The record is from the annotation of a GenBank genome assembly.